AUGUUCUCGCUGCUGCUGGUGCAUCGUCUGUGGAGACUGACACUGCAGAUUCUGGCGCGGUACUCCAUAUUUGUCAAGGAGCUUUUACUCGGGCCCAUCUCUAAUGAAAGUGCUAAGGAUAUUAAAAAGCCUUUGGAAACUGGCAGCAAAGAUCUUUCUAUCACCCAAGGAAAUUGCAAAGACCAAGCAAGUGGCCUUUCUGAAACAAAGCCCAUCGUCUCCAUUUCCAGCACUCCACUUGUCUAUGUGGUCACAGACCUGGACAGGCUUCAGGAACAGGUGAGCCUGUGUCGCAGAGGAUUCUAA
This is a messenger RNA of Rangifer tarandus platyrhynchus (Svalbard reindeer), 306 nucleotides long. The record is from the annotation of a GenBank genome assembly. Lineage: Eukaryota; Metazoa; Chordata; Mammalia; Artiodactyla; Cervidae.